Dipodomys ordii (Ord's kangaroo rat) is the source of this 9062-nucleotide messenger RNA. It is a transcript of the gene Prune2, whose product is annotated as prune homolog 2 (Drosophila). The transcript has 18 exons. The record is from RefSeq and is a predicted model, not a curated record. Gene Ontology annotation, cellular component: cytoplasm. The coding region runs from base 16 to 8904 and encodes 2962 amino acids. Gene Ontology annotation, biological process: apoptotic process. NCBI's taxonomy places the organism in Eukaryota, Metazoa, Chordata, Mammalia, Rodentia, Heteromyidae. Gene Ontology annotation, molecular function: exopolyphosphatase activity.
GAAGGCAAGUUGUCCAUGACGCUUGUUGGUAGCAACGUCCUUGCAAGUGAGGACAAAACUUUGGAAUCAGCCGUUGUCAAAGUCAUCAACCCCGUGGAGCAGAACGAUGGUGAGGUGGGGCUACGGGAGCCUUCCUCUUCCCUGGUGCUGAAGGAACUGCUCCGGGAGGCUCCGGAGCUCAUCACCGAGCAGCUGGCUCAUCUCCUCAGAGGCAGCAUCCUUUUCAAGUGGAUGACUAUGGAUCCAAAUCAGGUCUCUGAGAAGCAGGAGGAGAUCCUUUCCAUCUUGGAAGAACAAUUUCCCAACUUGCCACCACGAGAGGACAUCAUUAGUGUCCUGCAGGAGACCCAGUUCAGUGCUCAAGGUUUAAGUAUUGAACAAAUACUGUUGAAAGAUCUAAAGGAACUGACAGAUGGAGAAAUCAAGGUGGCCAUUAGCACUGUGAACUUGACCCUGGAGAGCUGUCUGCUCCACAGCAACGUCGCCAGUGACUUCAAAGCAUUUACUGACAAGUUUGGUUUUGAUGUCCUGAUUCUGUUCGCCAGCUGCUUGUCAGAGCAGCUGCCGCGACGGCAGAUUGCAGUGUAUUCUCAGAACCUGGAGCUCUGCAGUCAGAUUUGCUGUGAGCUGGAAGAGAGUCAGAACCCGUGCCUGGAGCUGGAGCCCUUUGAGUGCGGCUGUGAUGAGAUCCUGGUGUACCAGCAGGAGGACCCUGCGGUGACCUGUGACCAGGUGGUUCUCCUCAUCAAGGAUGUCAUCCAUCGCAAGUGCCCAGAGAUGGUCUCCAACAGCCGGACUUCCUCCACAGAAGCGGUGGCCGGCAGCGCCCCGCUCUCCCAGGGCUCUUCUGGGAUUAUGGAGUUAUACGGUUCGGACGUUGAGCCACAGCCCAGCUCGGUGAAUUUCAUAGAGAACCCUCCAGAUCUCAACGAUGCGAACCAAGCUCCAGUGGAUGUCAGUGUUGACCUGGUUAGCCCAGACAGUGGCCUGGCGACCAUUAGGAGCAGCCGUUCCUCCAAGGAGAGCUCUGUGUUCCUCAGUGACGACAGCCCCGUGGGCGAAGGCGUCGGCCCUCACCACAGCCUCCUCCCGGGUUUCGACUCGUACAGCCCCAUCCCCGAAGGAGCCGUGGUAGAAGAGCACGCACGGUCUGGAGAACGCAACGAGCACUUUGACCUCUUCCACUUUGACCCAGCACCCAUGGCUUCUGAGCAGUCUCAACCAUCAUCACCUUCUGCAGACUACUCCCCAGCAGACGACUUCCCCAACAGCGACUCCUCCGAAGGACAGCCCCCCGCUGGGCCGACAGAACUCGAAGAGGUGGGGGUCCACGCGUCCACGUGUCCCUCCGAGUUCCUCUUGUCACAGGAGGGUAAAGAUGGCCUGGUUGCGUUUGAUGAGGAGUUUGUUCAGAGACCAGAAAGCCUCGGGGAUAACUCUGAAAGACAUCUCAGCAUUGCAGGUUUUAGGGGGGAUGAAUCCCCUUCCUCAGACCGGCCGAAGCAUAUGGGAAAGAGGGUCCCACCAACUCCGAUGAACAGCUUUGUGGAAAACUCACCACCCACCGAAGAGCCUGCCUCCCUCUAUGCAGAAGAUCUAACUCAAAAAGCCAUGGACGCAGGGCGCCUGAUGCCGCCGCAGACCCGUGUCCGGUGCAGCAGCUGGUGGGGCGGUUUGGACAUUGACUCUAGAAACAUGGCGGACGCGUGGAGUUCCAGUGAACAAGAGUCUGUCUUCCAGAGUCCCGAGUCAUGGAAGGAUCAUAAAGCUAGCCCCAUUGAUCGGAGAGCCUCCGAUUCCCUAUUUCAACCAAAGGAGCUUGAAUUCCCCAAGUCAGAUCCCUGGGAACCUGCAUUUGCUCAGCCCAAACCGGGGAGCCUUGGUCCUCAAGACCAGGAGGAGGAAACUGGACCGUUUGACGGCCUGAGCACUGAGAAGUCGCAUUUGCCACAGGCUCCUCCCCAGGGAACAAACCACCCGAUGGAAAGCUUUGCUGCCCUGUGGCAUUCAGGCCACUCACCCACGGCCAUGCCCGAGCCUUGGGGAAAUCCACCCCAGGCCGGGGGCCGCGCAGCCCCCGGGUCAUUCCCUGCCUGGAGUGUGUUUGAUAAAGAAGAUGAUGCUGAAGCUUUGAAAAAUACCUGGAAUAUUCACCCAACCACGGCAGAGACAACGUCCGUGAGCGAGCCAACGGAGUGGGCCACGGCCCAAAGUGGAUUUUCUUUUCCUUCGGGAGAUCGACUCCCUAACCCACUGAGUGCGGCAGAUAACGUCGCAGCUCCCCAAGCGUGGGUCAGGAAAAACCCUGACUCCAGGGAUCCUGUCUGCGUGUCUGGGAACCCCAGCUCUCCCCUGGAACAAACAUGGAAUAACCUGGAGCCGCUAAGGAAAGAGCCGAGUGGCGUGGCGGGUUCUCCAGCUCGGGGAAAGGCCUACGACGCAGUGGAUUCCUGGAACCUCUUUGAGGAGAGUGUUCAGAAAGGCGGCCCGGAGGCCGUGGCUCCUUGGGAAGAGUCCUUCUUCUCCUAUAAAUGCUCUGAUUACAGCGCCUCCAAUGUGGGAGAGGAUUCCGUGCCUUCCCCCUUGGACACCAACUACUCCACCUCUGACUCUUACACAUCGCCAACGUUUGCUGGCGAUGACAAAGACACUGGACACAAGCCCUGUGCUCAGGAGGAAGCGGCAGAGUCAAAAGAUGUCCUCUGCCCCCCGGAGGAGGCUGAAGCCCCUGCCAUGUCCCCCCAGCAGGCACCAAGAGAUCGACUCCGUUCCGGGCCUGGGAACCUGGAUAUGUGGGCUGCGCCUCCGGCAGACGGCAAUCCCCAGGGACAUGCCGUGGGUGACUCAGAUAAAGAUUCACUCAGGACGGAGGAGUACCCCGACGCAAAGACCGUCUCCCUGGAGGAGGAGGAGGAGGAGGAGGAGGAGGAGGGGGAAGAGGGGGAAAGCAACCCCUCCAGUUAUGACGACCCCAGCAUGAUGCAGCUGUACAACGAAGCCAACCGCCAGCUCUCACUUCUGCACAGCAGCACCAACUCGAGGCACGCAGCCCCCGACGGCCUUGACACGUGGAACAGAGUCAUUCUGGAGGACACGCAGUCCACGGCUACCAUUUCAGACGUGGACAAUGAGUUGGACUGGGAUGACUGCAGUGGGGGCGUGGCGUUUGCCGGCGAUGGUCAGAAAGAAGGCUCUAGCGGAGAAAGGAUGGAACCAGAGACCCGGUUCUCAGUGAGACAGCUGGAACCCUGGGGCACAGACUAUCAGGAAGCAAACCAGGCGGACUGGGCGCCUCAGGCCUCUGGAGAGCACCCCAGAGAGCCCGCUUCCGGUGACGGCCACACACUGAGUGAGAAGAGCGGGCAGUUCAUUGCAGACAAUAUAUGGGAUUCGGUCAUGAGCGACAAAGGCCUGUCAUCACUGCGAUCACCAGAGCCGGCAGGGACCAGGGGUCCGGCACCAAGCAAAGCUGCUCCUGAAAGCCCCACCCAUUCCUCAGAUGGGCUCAGCCAGUCAGCGGCACCGACAGCUCCUCCUGCCCACGAUCCGUACCCGUGGCCAGGAACUCUCCCGGCCCACGCCACAUCCUUGACAGCCAGGCUUGAGACGCCAGGACGGUUUUCACCCACAGAUCCCUGGAUAGUUCCCAGCGAUGGCCAAAGCCAGGGUGAGGAUGAAACCCUGAGAAGCUCCGGCUCAGAGCACCUGGACAAAAACGAGGCCAUAGGCUCGGGGUUGAGUAGCACCUUGGAGAUUUCUGGAGAAGCGUCUGAUGAUCAGCCACUCUCCCCUCCAGUUCACACCGAACCUCAAGAAACCUGCCUCGGAUCAGGCAACCUCAGCUCUCUUUCAGUUCAUGGCAGUCCUCAAACUGAGGAAGCCGAAGAAGACCUGCACUAUGAGAAAGGGUCUUUCGAUAGCUUCCGUGGCGCUGCUCAAAUAGAGAGGUCUACUGGAAAGCUUCAGACAAACGAGAUCGAUGAAGAGCCCCUCAUACUGCACAGAAAUUCAGUUGAAACUACCGAAGUUUCCGGUGAUAGGGACUUAACAAAAAAUGCAGCUUUCUCUGAACUGGAUGUGGAGAAAAGUGAAGAAUAUAACGUUCUAGAACCAGAGAGCAUGGACAAAGAACUUGCUCACGAGUUUCCUCAAAGCCUCAGUGUCUGUGAUGGCCCCCUGGACGGCGAGCUGAGGGGCAGUCGCACAGGCUCUGAGAUGGCUAUGGAUCUCGGUGGCGAAGCGGUCGCCGGAGGCCUGCAACCAGCCAGUUUGUCUGGAAAUCAGGACAGAGACAGCAUUUCUAGUGAGUACACUCGCUCAAGUGCAUCCAGUCCUGACCUAAAUGAUUCUUCAGCCGCUCUCUCUUCCUGGGGUCAGGGACUCAAUAGUGAGCAUCAAGUAGAGAAUCCAGAUAAUAGUGCACAAAUCUGCCCGGAAUCUGAACUCAGUAUCACUGGCGCCCAAGAAAAAGAUGUUCCUGAAGUGAAGGACUUAGAGGAAAACAGAAGGGAUGGCUCUGAACGUAACUUGGGUCACAAGCUUUCCACAUUUGCAGAGAUUUGGACUGAUUCAGUGGAUGGUGAUUCUUUAUCCUCUCUAUCCAGCCCAGAAACAGGCAAAUAUUCUGAAUUUUCAAGUAUGUACCAGGAAAGAAAUCCCAUGGUGAGUCAUCAGGAGAAAAAUGAAUGUGACAUUGUACAGCCACAAGAUGCCAGGGUCCCGUCAGCCAGCUCAGCUUCCGAGGAUGACAGCGUAGGCCGUGGAGCGCCAGUAGAGAAGGAUGUCCAUUGGACGGAUACUCAAGUCACUCAGAGAGCAUCCAGAGCUUGGGAUUCACUGAAUGAAUCUAAGUUCUUGGUGACAGAGGCUCCCACAUUUGAGGAGUUUUCCGAUUACAUAAGCAGCUCAGAACCAAUAGAGAAGGAGAACACGUUACACCCAUUCUAUAACAACCAACAGAGCAGCCCCGUUGGGUGGAAUGUCUCGCCACACUCCGAGACUCAUGUACAGAUCACUGCGGUGAAGAAGGAGAUGAGCUCUUCUCCAUCUACAGGAAAGCCAGGAGAUGAUGUAUGGCAACUGUCUCCCGGAAGUGAACCAAAGGACACUGACGAUUCUGGACUGGAAAUGCUCGGCUUCUCAGCUGAGAGCCGUGCGUGGUGGGAUGCCCCCCCGCAGGCAGGCAGAGCCGGUGAGAGUUCAUUGGAAGGGAACGCGUCUGACUCCAGCUGUGGGGUAGAGAUGAAUGCUUCCGUCUACCCAGAUGUGGGGCCCUGGGGAGAACCCAUUCGAGGUGACACUGAAGCCCUGGAAACACACUGUACCAAUCCUUUCAACGAUCAGUUUCAGUCACCCUUCCUGGGUAGUCCUGGGGAGAACUCCCACGGGGAGCUUUGGAACAUCCAGCCAAAGCAGCCUGACCCAGAUGCUCAGCAGUUUAGUCAGCUUGUAAUACUGGGCCACGUUAAAGAGAAGGACUUCAGAGAGCAAACCUUCUUGCCAGCUGCUGGUGAUGAGCGCGCUCCUGAAACUCACACCCAAGAACCCUGUCAGGAUACCGUGCUGUCUGUCUGGGAACAGAAAGACCCUGCAUUUACUCCCAUGGAUGAAACAGAGCAUACCUUCAGUGAGGGCCAAGAAGCACAUUGGUGGGAACAAGGAGAGUCGUAUCUCGGUGAGAUGACACCCGCAAGUAUCACCACAGACAAUAACCCUGAUGUUAGCUUCCCCUCAGAGUUGAUCAGAGAAUCGGGCUCUGAAUGGGAUAGCUCUGGUUCUCCCGAGGGAUCCCAGGGUGCCUUUGCCCCAGACAUUUUACACGGUAACUUCCACGAGGGUGCACAACUGGCCUCAGCCUCACCUGACUUGUGGGUAGACGUCAAGCAGCCCUUCAGUGUCAAAGCUGACGGCGAGAAUCCCGAUAUCCUCACUCACUGCGACCGCGAUGGCACCUCGCAGGCUUCCAGCAGCCCCGACGUCUGUCACGAUUCUGACGUAAAGCAAGAGGCAGAACAGCACCUGGGCGGGCACCUGGCACCUGAGACGCAAUCUACUGAGUUUUAUCUCACAGAGCAGAGGAGAAAGGAAGAGCCCCGUUCAGAAGCUGGGCUGGAAUCGGUCCCACGCGAUUCAGAACGCUGUGCUGAAAAGACAGUCCCUCUGCCUCCCGCCAGUGAUCAAGCAAACCCAAGCGACCCCCGGCAGCCUGCCUCUCAUGCAGGUUCUCCCGAACCUUCUGAAACCAGUCAGGAUGACAACGCGGGGUUUAAAACAUCAGGAGAAGAAGCCGGGCCAGACACGGCACCAGUCUUGGAACUGGUUGACACAACAGUCCCAAGGAUUGAAAAUGUGGGAACCGACGUGUUUGUGACCAAUCAGGUGCCAACGCUGGAAGGCAAGUGCUCUUGGACAGCAGAAGACUUUUCUCCUGGAAGUCACACAGGCGAGAGGGGCUCGUGUGCUGCGGAGCAAGCCUCGGCUCUGGUGACCGGCACCUUGCUGGCCUCGGACGCCUGCCUGGAUGUGAGCGAGGCCGCCGGCGACCACAGUUUCAGCAACGCCUCCGGUCUCAACACUUCCACGGGAACCAUCGACGACAUGAGUAAGUUGACAUUAUCGGAAGGCCAUCCGGACACACCAGGGGAUGGAGACGCGGAAAAGCAGGACAUCUGCUCUUCUGAAGCCUCAUGGGGUGACUUUGAAUAUGACAUCGUGGGCCAGAAUAUUGACGAGGACUUCAUGAAAGAACCUGAACACUUCCGCUAUGGGGGCGACCCUCCCUGGGAGGAAGAUGCUCUGAAGCCAUCACGGGCUCCGUACACGCCGCCCUUUGACUUAUCCUACCUCGCUGAACCCACCCCGGCGGCUGAGACAGUGGAGGAAGCUGGCUCUCCAGCCGAUGUGUCUCUGGGGAGUGAGGCAGCUGAGAUGUUGCUUUCUGCCCUUCCUGAUCAGAAUGAGGAAAACCACCUGGAGGUCAGGAGUAGGCCGGCCGAGCACCAGAGGGUUGUGCUGCAUAUAGAUGAGGACCCUGCCUUCCUUUCUUUGCUUGGAGGAAGAACGGGCUCCCACACCGAGUCAUCCCCAUCCAGCACUGGCUGGGAUAUGGAAGUGGAUCAUUCUGAUUCGCCAGCAGAUGGAGACAGAGGGCCACAAAACGGUCGGAGGAUUUUAGUAUUAGAGUCACAAGAAAUGACGAUUGCCACCACAGAUCCUGAGCAGAUAACAUCAGAAUACAGAGGAGAAAAAGCCACAGAAAUGAAUGAAGAGCAUCUGUCCCCCCAUGUGGAUUUUAUUCUUGUAAGCCAUGACCAGCACUCACUCCUGGAAGCAGAGGCCUAUGAGGAACAUGAAGACACACCCAAAUUAGAAGACUUGCACAUCGGUUCUGAAGAAACAGGGGUGGCAGGAUCUCAGUUAGCGAGCAUUGCAGUCACAUGCCAGCCGGCCUCCUUAAAUGAGAGCAAGGAACAUUCUUCAGAACCCAUGUCUUCUAACCAUCACAAAAGGUCAUCUCCCAAGAGCCCUACGCAAGAGCAGAGCUGGAUGGUCUUGGGCCAUGUUGAGGUUGGUGACUCAGAGCCAGCAUUGUCUGGCAAGACCACAGAUCAGAUUUCGGAUCCUAGUUUGGGCAAAAGUCCCCAGAUACAGACUCAGGAAGAACUGAAGCCUCUAGAAUCUUUAGCACUAGCAACAGUCAGCAACCGGGGCAGCCAAUCAGAGAAGAGCAAGAGCCCGGGUCAGGCUGGCCAGGAUGGAGUUCUUUUGCAGGUGGUCAGCCGUGACAAUGAAUGGGAAAUGCUUUCACCACAGCCUUCGCAGAAAAACAAGAUCCCUGAACAGGAAGUGGAGGAGGAGACUGAGUUCCUCGAGCCUGUAACUGGGCAGCCAGGGACAAAGGGACCCCUGUCAGACGAUGUAGGAAUGGACCUCCCCUUUGAGGCGGGAGCGCUGAGUCCCAGCUCUGCAGACAUGAGGCCGGAACCUCCUAAUUCUCUGGGUCUCAAUGGCACUCAUCCUCGGAGAAUCAAACUCACAGCGCCAAAUAUCAAUCUCUCUCUGGACCAAAGCGAAGGUUCUAUUCUUUCUGAUGAUAACCUGGACAGUCCAGAUGAAAUUGAUAUCAAUGUCGAUGAACUUGACACCCCCGAUGAAGCAGAUUCUUUUGACUACACUGGUCAUGAAGAUCCCAUGGCCAACAAAGACUCUGGCCAAGAGUCAGAGUCUAUUCCAGAGUAUACAGCUGAAGAGGAGCGGGAAGACAACCGGCUGUGGAGGACAGUGGUAAUUGGAGAGCAAGAACAGCGAAUCGACAUGAAGGUUAUUGAGCCCUACAGGAGAGUCAUUUCUCAUGGAGGAUACUAUGGGGAUGGUCUAAAUGCGAUCAUUGUGUUUGCCGCCUGUUUUCUACCAGACAGCAGUCGGGCAGAUUACCACUAUGUCAUGGAAAACCUUUUCCUAUAUGUGAUAAGCACUUUAGAGCUGAUGGUGGCUGAGGACUACAUGAUCGUGUACUUGAAUGGUGCCACCCCUAGACGGAAGAUGCCAGGGCUGGGCUGGAUGAAGAAAUGCUACCAGAUGAUUGACAGGAGGUUGCGCAAGAAUCUGAAGUCAUUCAUCAUUGUCCAUCCUUCCUGGUUUAUCAGAACGAUCCUGGCUGUCACACGGCCUUUUAUCAGUUCGAAAUUCAGCAGUAAAAUCAAAUACGUCGGUAGCUUGGCGGAGCUCAGUGGGCUGAUUCCUAUGGAUUGCAUUCACAUCCCUGAAAGCAUUGUCAAGUACGAUGAAGAAAAAUCAUUUAAGAGAAAUGUGAGACUGGAUGAAGAACUGAGGGAAGCAUCUGAAGCAGCUAAAGCUAGCUGCCUUUACAAUGAUCCAGAAAUGUCCUCCAUGGAGAAGGAGUAAGCAUUUACCAUCUCUGAUCACUUUGUGGCGACCUGUAGCCUUGUAUGGCUGAGCUGGGGAAGGAAAAAGGCAGUCCAGGACUGAGCAAGCCUGGUUUAGAUGUUCAGCACUUGGUUAUUCCACCCCUGAAAUUAGAAACUUAAAGGGCAAAUAAAUCA